AUGGAUAAACAAUUAACUUUCCUUCCCCUCCUCAUCUCCCUCUUCACCAUUCUCACACAUAGCACUUCUGCUUCCUCAUCAUGCCCCAUGGACCUCACCUACGUUCAAUCCUACCCCUGGAACACUUCAACAUGCAGACACCCAAUUGACAAACAACCCUGCUGCCUCACUCUGUUGAGCAUCUUUGGCAUAGGUCUCGCCAAACACCUCAAAGAAACCAGCUUUUUUCAACUUCCCAAUGAAAACUCUUCCUCAGCUUGCUUAUCUGAUUUCCAACUCAAGCUCAAAGCCUUGUCAAUUCAACCAUCUUUGGUCCCUUCUUGCUUCCCUAACCCAUCACAGUUUGUUACUAACUCUUCAACUUGUGCAGGUAUUAGAACUACCCAAGAUUGGAAACAAAAGGUGGGUUUAAUUAGCCCUUUAGACACUUAUUGCAAUGGUGACCUUAGUGACAAAACUCGUUGUGACAAUUGCAUUAGCGAGGGCUUAAAACUCGCUUCUCGGCUUAUUACUAUUGACCCAAAUGCUAGUGCCACUGCUUGUUUUUCCUUUGCUUCGUUAUAUGCUGCUGCUUUUGUUAAUCCCUAUGGUACAAUAGAUGUUACCACCACUGGUUGCCUAUUAAGCCUUCCACUCUCUAGUGGGGCAACAAAAGAGUCUUCGAAUAAUAGAGAAAAAGUGUUGAAGCUUGUUUUCACCCUAUUGGGUGUUGUUAUUGGUGUUUUGCUUGCUUUUGUAGGGAUCAUUGUGUACAAAAAGUGGGAUAAGAGAAGUAGGGAAAGGGUUUAUCAUAGGGAAAUUGAGAACAAUGUUAGGGCCAGUGUUUUGCCUAAUACUGGGGUGAAAUGGUUUCAUAUAUCUGAGCUUGAGCGUGCCACGAGUAAAUUUUCCAAGAAGAAUAUGAUUGGUAAAGGCGGUGAUGGUGUUGUGUAUAAAGGGAAACUUUCUGAUGGGACUUUGGUUGCAAUUAAGGAACAUUUUGAUUUAGAAAAUAAAGGGGAUGAAGAGUUCUGUUACGAAGUGGAGAUCAUAAGCAAAAUUAAGCACAGGAAUCUUCUUGCUCUGAAAGGUUGUUGCAUUUCAAGUGAUAAAUUGAAAGGUAAGAGGAGGUUUCUGGUUUAUGAUUAUAUGCCGAAUGGGAACCUCUGUUACCAAUUGUCACUUGCCGGGGCUAAUAGGUUAACAUGGCCACAAAGAAAGAAUAUAAUACUUGAUGUGGCUAAAGGGCUUGCUUAUUUGCAUUAUGAAAUCAAACCCCCAAUUUAUCACCGUGACAUAAAGGCUACCAACGUACUUUUGGAUUCCAAAAUGAAUGCUAAAGUGGCUGAUUUUGGCUUGGCAAGGGAAUCAAUCACGGAUUGGGUAUGGACACUUGCGGAAUCAGGAAAAAUGGAUGAAAUUUUUUAUCAGUCAAUAAAAGAAGAAGGGCCAGCAAAAGUUAAGGAAAGGUUUGUUCAUGUUGGAAUGCUUUGUGCUCAUGCUGUGGUGGCAUUAAGGCCUACUAUUGCUGAGGCUCUCAAAAUGUUAGAAGGUGAUGUUGACAUUCCCAAAUUACCUGAAAGGCCAGUGCCACUGGGUCAUGCUUCGUUUCAAUCUUCUUUGUUGCAUGGUUUGCAGAGAAGUGGAAGAUCUUCACAACACAUUUCAUCUUAUUGA
This is a messenger RNA of Abrus precatorius (Indian licorice), 1656 nucleotides long. Its product is annotated as probable receptor-like protein kinase At1g11050. The record is from RefSeq and is a predicted model, not a curated record. Gene Ontology annotation, biological process: protein phosphorylation. Bases 1 to 1656 code for a protein of 551 amino acids. Gene Ontology annotation, molecular function: ATP binding; protein kinase activity. Lineage: Eukaryota; Viridiplantae; Streptophyta; Magnoliopsida; Fabales; Fabaceae. The transcript is spliced from 2 exons.